AUGGCGACGCCUCGUAUGGACACGUUUACCAUUAUAGUUAUACUCACGGAAAAUGAUAUUCCCAGAGCAAGUCUUGAGGGAAGGAAACCCACUGAAUUGAAAAAAGCUGAUCUUUCAUUUUGGCUGCAAUGCAGAGGUGACUCUUGCAAAGGGUUAAAUGUGAAAGCGACACUUGUUAAGCAGUAUGUGUAAAGCGGUUGAUAAUGUGAACAUUAUAAUUUCAUGUUUUCAGAUGGUUUGUAAGUUCCAGCUGCAUGCAAUGCUGCACAGGUUUCGUCUUAUUUAAUACACGACUAUCACAAGCUAUUACUCAAAUAAAUUUUAAGUUUAGAUUACAAGGAUGUGUUUUCUUGUGUUUUUUUAGAGUCGAGGAGUACUUUGCAAGUGGCAGGGACAAAUUUAUAGUUGACCCAGGUCCAAACCAAAUUUAUACAAAACACAAGGCUAGAGAAUGUGCUAUUUUGCUUCCUGGUCCUUCAUCUCAGAAUGACGUGGCUCCCUGAGUAAAAUACCCAACUACUAGCUGGGUGAAAGCUCUAGAGAAAUUGCCACUGUUCACAAAGGCUGAAAUGAAAAAGCGUGUAGAAAAUUCUGGUAAAAGAAUUGGAAAUGUUGAACACCAUUCUGUUCCAACAAGCCUUAAACGUGCAAAAACAUUUCUCCAAGAUGAAUAUUUAAAGGAAAUUGAAGCAGCUGAUGAUCAAGAUUACUUCUAUUUUAAAUGCAAAUGUUAUCACAGCUCCAAGAAACAUGAAGCACCUCAUGCUGUACAGGUAGCCCUUGUCAUAAACAGUCACGCGUAUUUGUUAUGUAAUCAAAGUCGUCACGCUUUUCGUUUUGUUUGUACAAAGAGAGCACAUGACAACAAUUGUAGGAUAUCAAAUUUAGUGUGUAUAUUAGGGGCGUGUGAUUUAACUCGAAAGGUUCUUUUCUGUACGAUAUCAGAGUGGAAUAAAUCAGAAUUUAUACGAAAACAAUUACGACGACUUCGUGUUUAUAAUAUGGCGCCCAACGUGGGGCUCGAAAUCACGACCUGAAGAAAAGAUGUCAGAAGGAGAUCUACCACGACUAAGAGCAACUCGCGGGGCCAACAGAGGAGUCAUAACAAAGCUCAUCGGCGAAGCUGAUACAAUCUUGGAAAAUGCGACCUCCGAAUUGGAUAUCAAAACGAAAAACAAGUUAACAAGAAUCGAAGAAAUGUUAAAGGAAAAAUCGAAACUGGUCUCAGAUCUUGACGAAAAAAUCGUAUCCGUCUGUAAAGUGGAGGAAAUCGAAAAGGAAAUUGACGAAGCCGAAACAUUGAAAAUGCGAGUAAUGGACGCUCUUGCGAAUAUUUCCCUCACGACAACGCCCUCAAAUACGAGUACAACUUACACAACAACCGGUGGAUCCGCAGCACAAUUUACAGAAAACAACCCUUCUAUUCCGACCGGUUCACUAUCGACGCCUCCUUCGACUCAAGCCAUACAAACAACGGGAUCUCCUCCAGCUUCUUCAGCUCCUCCUUCGCCGAAUCAAACUUCCCAACAUAGUGGUACACCUCCUACAACAAAUGCAGCGACAUCUAAACUACCAAAGCUCACCCUACCGAAAUUUAGAGGCGAAGUGACUCAGUUCAAGCCGUUCUGGGAUACAUUCGAAAGUGCCGUCCAUUCGAACCCGAAUUUAUCGAAAAUCGCAAAGUUCAAUUAUCUAGUAGCUCAACUCGAGGGAGCAGCGUCACGCGCCAUUGCAGGCAACUAUCAAGCGGCUGUGGACAUUUUGAUGAAAUGAUUCGGAAAACCACAACAAAUCAUCGCUUCCCACAUGGACGAACUUUUGAAAAUCUCCGUAUGUUCUUCAGAAAGGCCUUCUCAACUCCGUUAUUUGUAUGACAAAAUCAGCGUAAACGUAAGAGGCUUAGAAGCCCUGGGCAUCAAAUCUGCACAAUAUGGAAGUCUUCUCAUUCCGGUAAUUAUGUCGAAACUUCCUCCCGAUAUACGAAUUCACGUCGCUCGCAACACUAGUCAAGAUCUCUGGGAAAUCGAACCGCUACUCGACCUAUUACAACGCGAAAUCGAAGCGAGAGAAAUGAGCGAAAGAGUUAAAACCAUCCCACCUUUAGAAUCAAAACAACAGCCUCCUCCACAUUUUGUUCCUGAAAAAUCGAAGGUUUUGCCACCCACUAUUCCACCCGGUACUUCUGGUGCCUAUCUUGCUGAUUCACAAACCCAACAGUUUGCGCCGACUUGUGUUUACUGUUCUGGGAAACAUUUCUCAGCUUCGUGCGAAACGGUCACCGAAUUAAACGCUCGCAGAACCAUCCUUGCUCGGGACAAAAGAUGUUUCAUGUGCCUUCGAAAGGGACAUCAACAGGAUCAAUGCCAGAAAACUUGCAGAAGAUGCGACAAGAGACACCAUCAAUCGAUUUGUCCACGAAACGCGAACUCCUCCAACAACAACAACAAUAACGCGCAGAAUACAGAACGUCCCCUCAAUUCCGACCGAUCUACACAAGAAAGACCUAGGGACCAGACGAUCAACGAAAGAGAGAAUACUGGCAUCACAACAGCAACUACGACAAAUCGUGAGAGUUCAAAACCGAAUUGCAGAGUGUUACUUCAAACAGCUAAGGCUGUAGCGACAAACGAAGAUGGGACUAGAUCGACCGUGGUGAGAUUACUUUUCGACAGUGGAAGUCAGCGCUCUUACAUCACUGAGAAUUUACGAGCAACACUUCAUCUGAAAUCACUUCAAACUGAACGACUCAACUUGAACACAUUUGGAGAAGCAAAGUACAAGAAGCAGAAUUGCGAUGUUGUGAAAUUACAAGUACAAAGGUCUGGAUGCGAAGAUGCCAUUAAAAUUUCUGCUCUGACAUUUCCGGUUAUUUGUUCGCCUUUACCUGGCAAGGUCUCUGUAAACUACCCGCAUUUGGAUGGAUUGGAGCUAGCGGAUGAACCGUUUGACGCCGAAGGUUCGAUUGAUAUUCUGAUCGGCUGCGAUUAUUGCUGGCAUUUUGUAACGGGGGAGACAAGACGAGGAGACGAAGGUCCCAUUGCUGUAAAUAGCAAACUCGGGUGGCUGCUGUCUGGACCAGUUAAAGGAACACUCAAUCGGAUUUAUGUUACACAUUCAAAUUUAAUAAUCGAAGGCCAUGACGACCUAUUUGCCCGAAACAAAGACGACGUUCUCACGAACACUCUGAAGAACUUUUGGGAGACUGAGGCAAUUGGCAUUAAGGAUCUGACUCAACAGGAAACGAAGGAAUCUUUCAAAAUCGAUGUUGCAUGGAGCGAAGACCGAUACGAAGUCAAUUUACCGUGGAAAGAAAAUUGUUUGCCGCUAUCCUCCAACAACUAUCUGUUGUGCGAAUCGCGAUUAAGGUCCUUACAUCACAAGCUGCGCAAAGACCCAGAGUUAUUAGCCGAAUACGACAUCAUUCAAGACCAGUUAUCAAAGGGGAUAAUCGAGCAAGUACCGAAUAAAGAGAAAAUUGCUGCGCGACAUCAUUAUUUGCCUCAUCAUGCAGUAGUAAGAAAGGAUCGUGAGACUACGAAGGUACGAAUUGUGUACGAUGGGUCAGCAAAAUCUGGUAACCAAGAGAAGUCACUCAACGAUUGCCUUGAAACUGGGCCAAAUCACAUCCCACAUGUUUUCAAUAUGCUAGCGCGCUUUCGGAAGAAUCCUGUCGGUAUCACAGCUGACAUUGAAAAGGCCUUCCUUAUGGUGGGAAUCCAAGAGGAUCAUCGAGACUUUCUUCGAUUCUUAUGGUUAAGAAACCCAGAUUGCGUUAAGCCUGAAAUUGUACAAUACAGGUUCACAUGGCUCGUGUUUGGGUUACGCCCCUCACCUGCUAUUUUGGGAGCGACAAUUCUACAUCACUUACAACUACACAAACAAAGUGACCCCGAAAUCGCUGAAUUAUUGGAACAAUCUCUGUACGUGGACGACCUGUUAAUGGGGGAGUCAGACGAAGAAAGAGGUCUCUCUGUUUACAAGAGAUGCAAGAAGGUUAUGUCCAGUGGAGGAUUCAAUCUCAGAAAAUGGCGAUCGAACUCGCGAAAACUACAAAUGCAAAUUACGAAACUUGAAAGUUCACCAGGAUCAGCAAACACACAACAGGAGGUCACUAAUGUCAACAAAGAAGAUGACGAAUCAUUCGCGAAAUCGUGUUGGUUGUGACUCAACGACUUCUGACAACGAAGAUGCAGUAGUUAAAAUUCUAGGAAUGAACUGGAACACUCUCACAGACGAAAUUUUCUUCAAUUUCUCCGAUCUGUGCCCAUUUGCACAAGCACUUCCCCUCACCAAGCGAUCUGUUCUCAAGGUUACGGCCAAGAUCUUCGACCCCAUGGGAUUUUUGACGCCUCUAACAAUAGAGAUGAAGAUCUUGUUUCAAGAACUUUGUAUCAACAAAACAAACUGGGACGAAGAAUUACAAGGAACUUUGCUUCACCGAUGGAAAUCGUUUCUCCAAGAUCUGAAGUUCAUUGGCGGCUAUCGUAUUCCUCGAUGCUAUUAUUCGCGACAACCUGUAACCUCUCAGAUACAUGGCUUCAGUAAUGCUUCAGAACGCGCCUACACUGCGGUGGUUUAUAUUCGAAACACGUACAGUGAUGGUCGAAUCGAAGUUAAAUUGGUCGCUUCAAAAUCGAGAGUCGCUCCUAUCAAGGCACAGACAAUUCCUCGAUUGGAAUUACUAGGAGCAUUAAUUUUGGCCCGACUUGUUAACAAGUUUAAGUCGAUACACAACCGUUCUCUGGAGUGAUUCUACAACUGCUCUAUGCUGGAUCAAAAAUGAAAGAGUAUGGAAGCAGUACAUUGGUCAAAGAGUAGAAGAAAUUCGACGUCUAACUCCCAAAGAUUUAUGGAGGCACUGUCCAGGAGAAUUAAAUCCUGCCGAUCUACCAUCGCGUGGACUAUCAGCGAAAGAACUUUCUGCCAGCAAUACGUGGUGGAAUGGUCCGAGUUUUUUGUAUCAAUCCGAGAAUGAAUGGCCCGAAACUUCUCCAUCGGAACAAGUGAACGAAGAACAAAUUUUACAGGAAGCCGUCAAGAACGUACCAGAUGUAACACAUUCCCUUAUUACCACUGCCUGCGACAAAUUCAACCCGAAAGUUGACCAAAUAAUCGACAUUGGACGGUUCAGCAACAGGACGAAAUUAAUUAGAGUAACCGCGUUUGUGAUCAAGUUCAUCAACAAGCUCAAAAACCGAACACUUGAAAACCGGAAAGAAGAAAUGGAAGAUUUAACAACCACCGAAUUGAAGGACGCCGAGAAUCUGUGGAUACACUCGGUUCAAGCAUCGUCUUUUACCAAUGAACUUUCUUUUCUGACUCGAAAGGAUUCGAAAUCAAUGCCACCUAUACGUGUUCCGCAGUUGGGACUGUUUCUCGACGACGAUGGAAUUAUCAGAUGCAAAGGACGGAUCGCAAAUGCUUCCCUAUCGUCUUCUGCCAGAACCCCGAUACUUUUGCCUGCCAAACACGCUUUCACCAAUCUCACUAUUAGGAAUAUUCACGAUUUAGUCAAGCAUUCUGGGAUAAGGGACACGCUUACGAACUUACGAGAACGUUUCUGGAUUCUACGCGGUCGCGAGACAGUCAAGAAAAUCAUUCGACACUGCGUUGUCUGCCAACGAUUCGAUGCAGCACCAUGCAAACCUCCACCGUUCGCUGAUCUUCCAACCAACCGAGUCUCAGACGAUCCACCUUUUACUAAUGUUGGAAUCGACUUCACUGGGCCAUUUUACGUAAAGGAAAACGUCAACAACGCUGAAUGUGUCAAAGUUUAGGUGUGUUUAUUUACAUGCGCUUCAACCCGUGACUCGUGGACUCGGUGUCCAAGAUUUCCUGCUUGCUUUCAGAAGAUUCACCAGUAGAAGAGGACUCCCGGCUAAUCUUCAAUCGGACAAUGCAAAAACUUUCAAAUCAUCAAGCAAGGAUAUUCGUAAAUUAUUACGGUCACCGGAAGUUUGGCGAUAUUUAACCAACAAUCAAAUCAGUUGGAAUUUCAUUGUGGAAAAGGCGCCGUGGUGGGGAGGCUACUGGGAAAGGCUCGUUCGCAGCGUAAAGUCUCCUAUCCAAAAAACCAUCGGAAAAUCUACCCUCACCCACGAGGAGCUAAGUACUCUGUUAACGGAAAUAGAAGGGCUGAUCAACGCAAGGACGCUGACUUAUGUGUAUGAUGACGAGGAAUCGAUCUCGUAUCCCUUAACGCCAUCGGAUCUGAUUUAUGGUCGAAGAGUUACUACAACUCCGAACAGUCAACAUUUCGAAAUCACUAGCACCUACGAUUCUCUGACGAAGCGACUUAAACAUCAUAGACACCUGUUGGGACAAUUCACUCGUCAAUGGAGAAAUGAAUAUUUAACCAGCUUAAGAGAACAUGCUAUCAAGAACGCACGGCUAAGGGAGACAAUGGCGAUGCAGGGGUCAAGGUUGGAGACAUUGUUAUUCUCAAAAAUGACAGCGUUCGUCGAAGCUUCUGGAAGCUUGCGAAAGUAGAAGAAUUGUACCCGGGCCGAGAUGGAAAGGUGCGAGCAGUUUCAGUUAGAGUUACGAGUACCAAUGGUAGUUCAAUUCAGCGAUUGCGACGACCCAUUCAACACGUUGUUCCUCUUGAGGUGAACUCUUGAACUGAACUGAGAACCUUAAACGUUGCCGAAUUUAGAUUUAUUUCCUCACACUUGUAAAUAACGCGAACAUUUAGAAACAACGAACUUUGCGAUAACAAAUAUAGUCUUAGUUUAUUUUUCAAAGCGAAUAUAGUUGACUCACACUAAGGUGAUCAACUAGGGGGAGUGUCAUAAACAGUCACGCGUAUUUGUUAUGUAAUCAAAGUCGUCACACUUUUCGUUUUGUUUGUACAAAGAGAGCACAUGACAACAAUUGUAGGAUAUCAAAUUUAGUGUGUAUAUUAGGGGCGUGUGAUUUAACUCGAAAGGUUCUUUUCUGUACGAUAUCAGAGUGGAAUAAAUCAGAAUUUAUACGAAAACAAUUACGACUACUUCGUGUUUAUAAUAGCCCUUUGCAUCUUAUCUGCCCAAGUGAUAGAUGCCACUUGUACACUUGUUCUGCAGGUAAAGUGGGUUAUUGUAAUCACACAUUAG
This is a messenger RNA of Pocillopora meandrina, 7094 nucleotides long. The record is from the annotation of a GenBank genome assembly. Lineage: Eukaryota; Metazoa; Cnidaria; Anthozoa; Scleractinia; Pocilloporidae.